ACCCGGAACAGCCUAACGUGCUAGCUAGCGUAUUAGGUUAGCCGCUGGCUCCACCACUGACAGACGUAGCGGCAUAAGAGGGAAGAGAUGGGGUCCAGGAAUCAGAUAAAAAUGUGUUGGGCCUUUACCAUCAGCUGGGUUGUGAUGCUGCUACAGUUGAUGUGUGUGGAAGCUGUGCCCAUAAGCAUAGACAAAACCAAAGUGAAGGAGCCAGAACAAGUAGAAACACCUCCAGCCAGUGUGGACACUGGGCUCCAUUAUGAUCGUUAUCUCAGAGAAGUAAUUGAUUUCUUAGAAAAGGAUCAACAUUUUAGAGAAAAACUUCAUAACACAGACAUGGAAGACAUUAAACAAGGUAAACUCGCUAAAGAGUUGGAUUUUGUCAGCCAUAAUGUCAGAACAAAACUAGAUGAACUGAAAAGACAAGAGGUGAACAGACUGCGCACACUUAUCAAAGCAAAACAGGAUAUUGAAGGAGGAAAUGACAUAGCUGUGGAUCACCAAGCUCUUUUAAAGCAGUUUGAGCACUUAAAUCACAUGAACCCACAUACAUUUGAAGUAGAAGAUUUGGACCGCCUCAUCAAAUCGGCUACUAAAGAUCUGGAGAACUAUGACAAAGAAAGACACGAGGAGUUCAAGAAGUAUGAAAUGAUGAAAGAGCAUGAGCGACGAGAGCAUCUGAAGACACUCAAUGAGGAGGACAGAAAAAAAGAGGAGGAGCACUAUGAAGAGAUGAAGAAAAAGCAUGCAGACCACCCCAAAGUCAAUCAUCCUGGCAGUCAAAAUCAAUUGAAGGAAGUCUGGGAGGAAGCAGAUGGUCUGGAUCCAGAUGAUUUUGACCCAAAGACCUUUUUCAACAUUCACGACACCAACGGUGAUAGCUUCUUUGACGAGCAAGAGCUGGAGGCAUUGUUCACCAAGGAGCUGGAAAAAAUAUAUGACCCUGCAAAUGAAGAGGAUGAUAUGGUGGAAAUGGAAGAGGAGAGGUUACGAAUGAGAGAGCAUGUUAUGAAUGAGGUGGAUACAGACAAAGACAGACUUGUCUCAUUAGAUGAGUUCCUGGUUGCUACAAAGAAAAAAGAAUUUCUUGAACCAGACAGUUGGGAGACGCUGGAGCAGAAUCAAGCUUACACAGAUGAAGAAAUGAGAGAGUUUGAGGAACAUUUGGCUCAACAGGAAAAGGACCUGAACCAGAAGGCAGAUGAUCUCCAGAAACAGAGAGAUGAACUGGAGAGACAGCAAGAGCAACUCAAUGCUCAGAAACAAGAACUUCAACAGGCUGUUGAGCACAUGGAGCGCCUUAAAUCACAGAAAAUAGAACCACCUCCAGAGGUUGAAGGUAAUGCUAUUCCAGUACCUGAAAAUCCAGUGCACCAAGUCCAACCUGAGGAGCACCAACCUGUGGCUCAGGUCGCACCAGUUGCAGCUGAGGCUCAACUGCCAAACCAGGACGCGGCUUUGCAUGUUGUGCCCCAAACAAAUGAUCUGCCUCCAGGACACCAGGAAACCCCACCAGACCAGAAUAAUGUGUUAUAGCACUUUGUUUAAAAUCUGAGGCUGGGACCCUUGCCCCACUUCUGCUCCUGUGUGACAAAGGGACAAUCUUU
Messenger RNA from Periophthalmus magnuspinnatus, 1607 nucleotides. RefSeq names its product nucleobindin 2a (gene nucb2a). Bases 88 to 1536 code for a protein of 482 amino acids. The record is from RefSeq and is a predicted model, not a curated record. Gene Ontology annotation, cellular component: extracellular exosome; endoplasmic reticulum-Golgi intermediate compartment. NCBI's taxonomy places the organism in Eukaryota, Metazoa, Chordata, Actinopteri, Gobiiformes, Gobiidae. The transcript is spliced from 13 exons. Gene Ontology annotation, molecular function: calcium ion binding.